GAGCCAUAGUUGGCCACAUGGUCCUGUGGAGCAUCCAGGAGGGGAGGCUCGGGUCUGGGGAGGCAACAGAGAGCUGGCACCAGAGGAGGCUUGUCAGGGGCAGGGAGCUGCCCCUCAAGGAAGGCUGCCCUGGGGGCAUUAGUUCCCUAGCCUGCCCGGUGCGUGAGCAGAGCGCGUGCCUGUGGUCAGAGAGAGCUCUCCGGCAAAAAGACUAGCAUUAGCGGUUGGAAAUCGAGCAGGUGGGCCCUGCAGUGGUGAGGCCCGGGGGAUGGACGGGGCACCAGUCAUCUCCAACAUCAUACUGGGGUGUCAUCACUGUUUCUCUCCUUGGGCCUGGCAUGGGCUUGCCACAGAACACCUGCACUGUGUUGACCCUGAAUGUUUGCGGGCCAUGGUGUGCAGUGGGGGCAACGGCUGUCUGUGCUUUGGCGGAGGGGAAGGGAGUUUGGCCUGGAAAGGUCAAAGGACACUGUCUUCUUCUUCCCUGUUGUGAGAAUGGAAAUGGUGCCCCCAACCCUCCAUCUCCCCUCCAUGCAAACUCUUGGCCCCCUCCCAGGUGACCUCGGCCUCCUCCCUGGACCCUGAGUGUGCCAGCAUGUUCUCCCUCUUGCUCCACGGUGCCCCCGACCCCCUGCCAGCAGUGCCCCGCCCCCUGCCUGUGCACUCCCAGCCCUGGGUGCGUUUCGCUGCUGAGGUGCUCUGCCUGGCUGGGGUGCACCCUCCAGGCCCGUCCCUGCCUCUCACUUCCUGUGUGACUGAGCAGGGGAGCCCCUCUUGGAGCCUACAAAUGAGAGAUUGGAUUCUUCAAACCCUCUUUAUUUUUUUUUUUAACAUUUAUUCAUCUUUUGAUAGAGAGCGUGGGUGGAGGAGGGGCAGAGAGAGAGGGAGACACAGAAUCCGAAGCAGGGUCCAGGCUCCGAGCCGUCAGCACAGAGCCUGACACGGGGCUCGAACUCACGAACCAUGAGAUCAUGACCUGAGCCAAAGUCGGACGCUCAACCGACUGAGCCACCCAGGCACCCCAUUCAAACCCUCUUUCUAAGCCUGAUGGAUAGUUACUAGAUUGAGAAAGAUUCUGGGGCUGUGCCAGGACACGUGAGAAAUAGUUCUCUGAUGGAUUAGUGAUGUCUGCCAUGGGUAUGGGGUAGAGGAGGGGGUGCCAGCUGCGUGUAGGCCACACACUGGCUUUCCCUGAACCAAGUGAUCUCCAAGGAUUUCUUAAUUGUAGGCUUUGGUCACGAGGUAAUGAGUGCCCCAUCCCUGGAUGGUCCAAGCAAGGGCUGAGUGGCCAUGGGUCAGGGGUGCUGGUGCGGGGCUUACCUCUGCUUUUGGUGCCGAGAUUUGGGAUUUGUAUGUCUUCUCAGCACACGGAGUGACAAAGGCCUUGAGAACUGAGACAGGAAUUCAUUGUCAUGCCUGGAGUCUGGCCUCAGGGCCUGGUAGGAUGGGGUGUUGGCUUCUCUCCUAACCCUGUAGACUGGGAACUUGCUGCUUAAAGGCGGUGUGACCCUGGGCGAGUGAUUUAGUCUUUCUGAGCUUCCGUUUCUUCAUCUGGAAAAUGGGGAUAAUAGUUGCAACGUUGUGGAGGGAUUAAGCGAGAUAAUUUGAGCUCUUAGAACCCGCCCUGGCAUGUAGUGAGUACUCAGGAUGCAUUGAUCAGUGUGCUCCCACCUCGGAAGGUGCUCUGGCCAGCUGAAAGCCCAAGAGGCAGGACCUUGAGCCCCUCCCACUCUGGGCUCCCUCCACUGGCUGUUGUAGUUAGUUAACGCUUUCUCAAUAUCUGAGAAUGUGGGCCCAGGCCUCGUCCUCUUCCCCUCCCGGAUGUCACCGAAACCUGAGGUGCCCAGAGCCUCAGGGGACUGGGCAUGGGGUGUCCUGCUGCAUCCGGAGGCACCUCCCGGUGACUUUUGGGCCCCACCUUUGGGUCAUGUGGCAGCUGCCUCUCUGAAAGCUCCCAGGCCGGGCCCUGUCGCCUUCUGAACACACUGGGGGCCAGGAGUCUUGAGUCUGCAGACGCUGUGCCCGGCGAGGAAGUGGGCUCAAGAGACAACGGGGCUGGGACAGCUUCCCCGUCUCUCAGAGGUGUCUGGGUCUGUGCUGCCCACUGCUCCUUCUCUGCCUGCUGGACUUGCCUCGCUCCCUGCCUGCGGUGUUGAAGUCACCUUGGCUCGCUCAGGUAGCACAGCCCUUGCCUCUCUCCUGCUCCCCUCCGGGCAAUGCCUGGGAUCCCCACUGGCCAACCUGGGCAUCUGCCCACAGCGGUCCCAACUGUUGUCUUUACUGUCUCCUCCAAACCCACGAGUGGCUUUGUGACCCGGGACGAGUCUCAGCCUUAGCUCUUGAAUCUGGGAAAUGGGGAGCCGGCCUCUUUACUUGCUAAGGCCUCUUCCAGCAAAACAAAUCUAAUUCCAUUUCUGAUCUGAUCUAGCCACAUGCAUCCAUUGAGCAAGAGCCAAACAGGCCUGCGUAUCCUUGGUUGAGGAUAUUGUCCCACAUUUCUUAAAUCAAGUCUUUAAAGACCAUAGAGCUGCGUAACCUUCUUGCCACACCUGUGUUUGUCUGUGUGGAGUGUCCUUGGGAUGUUUGGCAAGUUUGUGGUGCUGGGUUUUCUACUCAUGGGUCCUCUUCUGGGUCUUUCUUUGCGGUGCUGUAUUCACCAAGAGCCUGGGAGGGGCUCCCCACACCCCUAGAAUCACACACACACACACACACACACACACACACACACACGUGCAUGUACCGGCAGGCAUAUACACCCAGCAGAGGGGGGCCAUGGGAAGCUGAGGACCGGACUGAUGCCUGCAGCUCUAACUCUCUCUGAUCCUUACUUUCUGGGUGACUUUGCUCAUAGUCUCAGUUUCUACCUGAGAAACAGGGGAGCAGCGUGUGAACGUGACCUUGUUGAUUUUCUCUGUGUGGUUUUAGGAGGAAAGCUGACAGAAGAGGGGUUCCCCAGCCUGUGUGACACACUGGGUGGGUCCCAAGUGCCCAGCCCGGGCACAGACACCAGGAGUCACUGCAGCAGCCUUCCCUGUCUGGGCGCUGCUGGCCAGGUGCGAGGCUGUCUGGCUGGUGGGAGCAGCGCGCCAGGCUGGGCUCUCCGGCCUUUGAUUCUUCCGAUUCUGUCCCUUGCAGGCCUCGAGCCGCUCAGAGCCCCAGUUGGAGCAGCCAUGACCCGCUGGACAUCCCUCCAGGCCUCCAGGCCACAUAAACCUGCCCCCUGCGAUCCGGUGGCCUCCCGCCGGCAUCUAAGUACCCCGAGCCUGGCCACCUCCGCCUGGAGGGUCCAGGGACCCGGGGCUGAGCCAUCUUCUCGGCGCAGUCUCCGGGGUCCCCACAAUCGCCGGCUCCCUGCCUCCCGGGCUGGGCGGAAGCAGCAUCCACCAUUACAGCCUCAGGCCUCAGCUCCUCAGACCCAUGGAGACGCCCCACCCGGAGCCGGCCUGGGGGCGAGCCAGGGCCCCCCCACCCCCGGGAUGACCUCGGCCGGCAGGGCCAACCCCUACAGUAUCGUGUCGUCAGAGGAGGACGGGCUGCACCUGGUCACCAUGUCGGGCGCCAACGGCUUCGGCAACGGCAAGGUGCACACGCGGCGCAGGUGCCGAAACCGCUUCGUCAAGAAGAACGGCCAGUGCAACAUUGAGUUCGCCAACAUGGAUGAGAAGUCGCAGCGCUACCUGGCCGACAUGUUCACCACGUGCGUGGACAUCCGCUGGCGCUACAUGCUGCUCAUCUUCUCGCUGGCCUUCCUCGCCUCCUGGCUGCUGUUCGGUGUCAUCUUCUGGGUCAUCGCCGUGGCCCACGGCGACCUGGAGCCGGCAGAGGGCCGCGGCCGCACGCCCUGCGUGAUGCAGGUCCACGGCUUCAUGGCGGCCUUCCUCUUCUCCAUCGAGACGCAGACCACCAUCGGCUACGGGCUGCGCUGUGUGACGGAGGAGUGCCCCGUGGCCGUCUUCAUGGUGGUGGCGCAGUCCAUCGUGGGCUGCAUCAUCGACUCCUUCAUGAUCGGCGCCAUCAUGGCCAAGAUGGCUCGGCCCAAGAAGCGGGCACAGACGCUGCUGUUCAGUCACAACGCCGUGGUGGCCCUGCGCGACGGCAAGCUCUGCCUCAUGUGGCGCGUGGGCAACCUGCGUAAGAGCCACAUCGUGGAGGCCCACGUGCGGGCCCAGCUCAUCAAGCCGAGGGUCACCGAGGAGGGCGAGUACAUCCCGCUGGACCAGAUCGACAUCGAUGUCGGCUUUGACAAGGGCCUCGACCGCAUCUUCCUCGUGUCACCCAUCACCAUCCUGCAUGAGAUCGACGAGGCCAGCCCGCUGUUUGGCAUCAGCCGGCAGGACCUGGAGACAGAUGACUUCGAGAUCGUGGUCAUCCUGGAGGGCAUGGUGGAGGCCACGGCCAUGACCACGCAGGCCCGCAGCUCCUACCUGGCCAACGAGAUCCUGUGGGGCCACCGCUUUGAGCCUGUCCUCUUUGAGGAGAAGAACCAGUACAAGAUCGACUACUCCCACUUCCACAAGACCUACGAGGUGCCCUCCACACCCCGCUGCAGUGCCAAGGACCUGGUGGAGAACAAAUUCCUGCUUCCCAGUGCCAACUCCUUCUGUUAUGAGAACGAGCUGGCCUUUCUGAGCCGUGAUGAGGAGGACGAGGCAGACGGAGACCAGGAUGGCCGCAGCCCCCAGGCCCGGCAUGACUUUGAUAGACCCCAGGCCGGUGGCGGCGGCGGCGGCCUCGAGCAGCGGCCCUACAGACGGGAGUCAGAGAUCUGAGCCGCCAUCGGCCAACGUGCAGCAUCCGCCCCGCCAGGGAGAGGCCCGGCGUCCCGCAAGGGCCCCGGGUUUGAGCAGAACGGGCCAGGUGCCCCGGUUGCAGACUCAGUAGCGUUUUAGAUGUUUUAUGUUUCUUCACAGUGGCCUGGCAAGGUUGGCGGGAGAGUGGGCGGCCAGUGGGCUGCCCCUGGCCUCAGGGGCCAGAGCAGGUGCAGGGACAGGGAGGUGGCCUCUCGGGGUCCAGGCCAGGAGCCGGGGGCUUCUGCCUGAGGCUAGAACUGCAGCCUGCCUGGAAACGGCUCCACAGCCACCCAGCCUCUGUGGGCGAAAGCUGGCAGGCUGCAGUGCGCCUCGCUGGUUUUUAACUUGGGGAGAAACACCAGUUUUGGCUUUCUCAACCUUAGCUUGAGUAAGACUGUUUACAAAAAAAAAAAAAAAAAUAACAACAC
Panthera uncia (snow leopard) is the source of this 5218-nucleotide messenger RNA. It is a transcript of the gene KCNJ12, whose product is annotated as potassium inwardly rectifying channel subfamily J member 12. The record is from RefSeq and is a predicted model, not a curated record. The transcript is spliced from 2 exons. Gene Ontology annotation, molecular function: inward rectifier potassium channel activity. Gene Ontology annotation, biological process: potassium ion import across plasma membrane; regulation of monoatomic ion transmembrane transport. Gene Ontology annotation, cellular component: plasma membrane. Bases 2796 to 4769 code for a protein of 657 amino acids. NCBI's taxonomy places the organism in Eukaryota, Metazoa, Chordata, Mammalia, Carnivora, Felidae.